Messenger RNA from Gracilinanus agilis (Agile Gracile Mouse Opossum), 2652 nucleotides. It is a transcript of the gene ATOSB, whose product is annotated as family with sequence similarity 214 member B. NCBI's taxonomy places the organism in Eukaryota, Metazoa, Chordata, Mammalia, Didelphimorphia, Didelphidae. The coding region runs from base 284 to 1897 and encodes 537 amino acids. The transcript is spliced from 9 exons. The record is from RefSeq and is a predicted model, not a curated record.
GCAGAGGGGAGGGGGACCCAGGAGGAGGAGCAGCCACAGCAGCCGCGGUUCAGUUUGGGAACGGGAGUCCCAUUUGAGCCAAGGAGCUGCCCGGGAUGGUGGCAGUGACCGUGCCAGUGGAGUGGGCAUGGGCCAGACUACCAGCUAGUGGAGAAGAGCAGUUGGAAAGGGGGAUUAGAGAGCCAGGCAAGGGCCCCCCUGCAGCGUGAUGUGCCCAGGACCCCCAGCCCAGGCCCAAAGCAAAGGCCUCCUGGGGAGACUGCUCUGACUUGAGGGGAACUCCAUGCGCCACGUGCAGGUGGAACCAACGCCAUCCCCUGAGCCUGGCCCCUCACAGCCCCCAGCUGGGCAGAGGGGCCGGAGGGGUGGGCUGCUCAUGGGCUUCAGCCAAGCAGGAGGGACUGUGUCCCAGGGAGUCUACCAGGUGUCUGUCUUUUCCCCUCUGGCCAGCCCUCCUGAACCCCGUAGGGCCCUGAAGCGGCCAGGACCCCCUACUGAAGGUGUCCGUGAGGCAAAGAGAGGUCCAGGGCUAGCGGGUAGGGAAGGACAACCCUUUGAGGAGCCAGCCACAUUAGGGCCAUUGGAUCCUGGGCUGGGCCUGGGGCUGGGAGGGGCAGGCCAGCACUUCUCACACCGUGGCCUCCAAGUUGUGGAGCAUCGGGACAGCCCAACUCCACCUAGAACUACUGGGGCCUGGAUUUCCCCUGGGCCUCUACCACAUGCUUCCUAUAGCACUUUGCACACCAGAGACUGGGGCCCCCCAGAGCCUGGGGGGAAGGCGGGCCUAGAUGAGGCCCCUGGGCCAGUGACACCUUCUGGCCAGCUGCACAUACUUGAUGCUGAUUUGCACAGUCUUGCACAGAAAGGGGAAGAGGACCCAGGACCUGAGAUGGGCAAUGGGGGCAGCCCCUGGCCUGGGGAACCCCCCGGCACUGCCAAUGGACACAGCCCUGAGCAUACUCCCCCAGGCCCAGCCCCCCCAGGACCCUGUCCUGCCAAGCGACGGCUGCUCCCAGCUGGAGAGGCCCCUGAUGUCAACUCUGGAGAUGAGGGACCAGCCCCCCGAAGGCAUAGGGCAGCUCCUUCUGGCCCUCCCCCUGCUGCCCGAAGUACUGAUGCCAAAGCUGCGCCAUUCUGGAACCACCUGCUGCCCAUAUCCAGGGAGCCAAUGCAGGGCUUGGCAGACUGCAGUCCUACAGGGCGAAGACUGAAAGGUGCCCGACGUCUAAAACUGAGCUCUCUUCGAAGCUUCCGGAAGGGGCCAGGCCUGCUGAUCUCUCCCAGUGCCCCCCAUGUUCCUACCCUUGCUGUCAGCCGCACCCUGCUAGGCAACUUUGAGGAGUCAUUGCUUCGAGGUCGAUUUGUGCCAUCUGGCCACAUUGAGGGCUUCACUGCUGAGAUUGGGGCCAGUGGUUCCUACUGCCCCCAGCAUGUCACCCUACCUGUUGCUGUCACCUUCUUUGAUGUCUCUGAGCAUAGUGCCCCUGCCCCCUUCCUGGGCGUCGUGGACCUGAACCCUCUGGGGAGGAAGGGCUAUAGCGUUCCCAAGGCGGGCACCGUUCAAGUGACCUUAUUUAACCCUAACCAGACGGUGGUGAAGAUGUUCCUUGUGACCUUUGACUUCUCGGACAUGCCUGCUGCCCAUGUGACCUUCCUUCGCCACCGACUCUUCCUGGUGCCUGUGGGUGAAGAAGGCAGUGUGAACCCUACUCGCCGCCUCCUCUGCUACCUGCUGCACCUCAGGUUCCGAAGUUCUCGUUCUGGCCGGCUGUACCUACAUGGGGACAUCCGCCUCCUCUUCUCCCGUCGGAGCCUGGAACUAGACACAGGGCUCCCCUAUGAGCUGCAGGCCUUGACAGAGGCCCCCCAGAAUCCUCGUUAUUCACCUUUGCCCUGACUGCCCAGAUGAAAAGCAGGCCUUUCCAAGGACACUGGCCUACUCCAUCUUGGACUCCCUGGGCCUGAGGAGAGAGAGGCAGGUCCUCCAGGCCUGGAUUAAAGGGACAGCCAUACUUAAGGUUGAAGUAUUGACCAUUUGGUGUUUGAAACUCCUGUCCUCCAUCUUCCAGCUAAUUUAAUUAAAGCCCUGCUCCAGGUUCACACACACUCUCUCCCCUCCCUUUUGGCUUCCCCGCCACUACCCUAGAUGGUGAAGAAGGGAAAUUUCCCUAAUGUCUGGAGUUGUAGGGGGUGGGGCCUUCUCCAAGUUCUGUAGAGCUUAGGAAUACAGGCCUAUCAACCUUUUCCUCAGCUUUCCCUUCCCAUCCAGGGCAGGGGCAGCAUCUUGUUUUAUUUAUUGUUAAUUUAUAAUUUAUUCAAUUGGAACUGCUUUGUUGACCUCCAAAACCUGACAAUUGACAUUGCUCCACCCAUCUCAGAUACUGCCCUAACCUUUGGGUUUGAGCAGACUUAUCUCUGCUAAGGGGAAUAGAGCUGCCCUCUAUUGGUUAGGGACAGUGAGGCUAGGAGGAAGAAGAGAGUAUAGCAGAAUGGUAUGGGGGUGGCCUUACUCCAUGUGCCUGAGGGCCAGAGUAGAGGUGUUAUCCUGAAGAGACUGGGUCAGUAGCCAAAGACCUAGUUUCCCUACUUCCUGUUCUCCAUUCCCUUGCCCCUUGAGGCCUGCCAGAAACUGUGUGUGUGUGUGUGUGUGUG